Paramecium octaurelia is the source of this 1127-nucleotide messenger RNA. The record is from the annotation of a GenBank genome assembly. Lineage: Eukaryota; Ciliophora; Oligohymenophorea; Peniculida; Parameciidae.
AUGGAGAAGAAAAUAAUAGAAUUCCUUACAGAAUGUCAAACUAAUAUUGGAAAUUAUUAAGAUCUAAUUUAAAUGGAAGAAAUUGUUCACUAACUUAUUUCAAUCGUUUGUACAACUUAUUAUCAUAUUUCGAAGACUUUCUUAUUGAGUAAGGUUAAUAAAGCUUUGAAGAAGAAAAAAAUAAAUAUCAAGCCCUAAAUCAAGAGUUUUCUAAUCUACAAGCAUAGUACACUCAGGCAUUAUUAGAAAUAGAAACACUUAAAACACAUCACAAUCAAGAUAUCGAAGAGUUUUCCAUAAUUGAGGAUAGAAUGAUUUAGAAAGAAUAUUACCUAGAAAAAGAAAAGGAUGAAUAACUUAACACUAUGAAAUCAAGCACAACUGAAAUGAUGAGAUCGUUAAAAAUUCAAUAAUAAUAAUUAGAAUAUUUUAAAAGAUAAAAUGAAGAUCAGUAGAUGGAGAUUAAAGAAUUGCGAAAAUUAUUAAUACAACAAAAGUAAUAAAAAUAGCCGAAUACUGAACCUGCUCUUGAUCAAUUAGAAUCUUAAAACCAAACUACAACAAAUAUUAAGGAACAAAAAGGUAAUAUUCCAUCUUGUGAAACUGUGAAAAUAAACGAAUAAGAUAGUAGCUUAAGUAUUGAAUUAAAUCAGCAAUCUAAUGUUUAGGAGAAUCAAUAAAAAGAAAAUACUUCUUUAAGUAUUCUACGUGUAAACAGCAUUAAAGAAACUAAUCAUCAUGUGAAAUAUGCUCGUUGUCAUUCUAAAAAUUAGAGUAUAAAUUGGGUUAAAUUGGCAACGAUUGCUUAAACUGAAUCAUCAAUAUCAUCCAAAUUAGAUAAUUAAGAAUUACUUAAUAAACAACAUCAAAGGAAGUUAUCAAAAUAUAUGAGUACUGACUGCGAACCUCUAUUUUUGAGUAACCGAAAUCCAUAUAAAGAUUUUUAUACAUUAGUAUGAAAAAAUUAUAUAACGUAGAUUAGUUAAUCUGUUAAACUAAACCUUAAUUAGACAAAGUAUUAUGUUAUUAAUGUAGACUCGCUUUAUAAUGAACUUUUGGCAGAAGGCGUUCCAUUUCAUAAAUGGUAUAAAAGAAUUGAAGACUAUAUUUUAAAAAAAGUGGAAUGA